Molecule: messenger RNA, 1245 nt
Organism: Tigriopus californicus
Lineage: Eukaryota; Metazoa; Arthropoda; Copepoda; Harpacticoida; Harpacticidae
Product: gamma-glutamylaminecyclotransferase C-like
Exons: 4
Coding region: 291-1139 (282 amino acids)
Molecular function (GO): gamma-glutamylaminecyclotransferase activity
Source: RefSeq, a predicted model, not a curated record
UUGCGUGGGGUAUUGUCGUCGUUGGUCCAGUUUGACCUUUUUGGCCUUCCAAUUCAAGCAUUCCAAAAUUUCGGGGGUUUGACGGGAUUUCAUAUUUUUUAUAGUUAAAUGGUAGAGCCCUUUGUUACUGACCCGACAAUGUGCAGGGUUGACCACGCUAAACUGAAUUCUGUUUUGGUCCAUAAAUAAGAUUCAGUAUUCCAAAAAAAAUGCUGACAAACAAAUAAACACUCGUGAACAUCCUAACAACAACUACUCUUAGUGGAAAAUAGAGACUCUUAAGAUUAAGUAUGUGUUCCAACAUGACUGAUGGGCAUUAUGUAUUUGUGUAUGGAACACUCAAGCAAAACGAACCCAAUGAGCAUUGGCUCAAAAACGGACUAAAUGGGACUUCCGUCUUCAUUGGAUUGGGCCAAACCUCCGUCAGGUAUCCAUUGGUAAUUGGCACGAAGUACAAUGUUCCAUUUCUACUGGAUCUACCCGAUCAAGGCCAAUUAAUCCAAGGUGAGAUCUACCAAGUUGACGAAGAAAAGUUGAAACAUUUGGACGUACUGGAGGACUAUCCCAAAUGGUAUACCCGACGAACAGAACGAAUCACAAUCUUGAAGUCAAGUCACAAGUCCGUGGAGAGUGUCCAGGAGUUGGAAUGCGUCAUGUAUUUCUUGUUGAAGCACAGACCUGAAAUGCUGGAGCUGCCUUUCUUGAACAACUAUUCUUCAUCGGGACCGCAUGGGUUACCUUUUAAAUACGAGUAUCCUUUGGUCAUUGCCUCCAAGUACAACAUCCCUUUCCUCCUGGACCUACCCAAUCAAGGUCAUUUCAUCCAAGGCGAAAUCUAUCAAGUCAAUGAAGAGAAAUUGAAACAUUUGGACGUGCUUGAGGAUUAUCCCAAAUUGUACAAACGUCGGCUUGAGUGCAUCAAAAUCUUGAAGCCUACUCACAAGUCAGUUGAGAAUACAAUUGAACUUGAAUGCAUCGUGUACUUAUUGGUUAAGCACAAGCCGGAAAUGCUGGAGUUGCCUUUCCUGGACAACUAUUCUUCGUCUGGACCACACGGGCUCCCAUACAAUUCCAGUAAUGAUGAUCUCAGCGAUCCCGAAGAUAUUAAUGUGGACACCAACACUCAACCCGGCACUUAAUCAAGGAUGAUAAAUCGAGUCUAGGAACUUCAACUGCAUUUGUUUUGCUUUUCUUUCUUUUCAACGAGAGCUGAAUAAAGAUACUUCAAGUCAUUGGACUUCAAAA